UCCACCAUACCAUCUCCAACCAGACAAAGCUUUUUUUAUUGAGUAUUUCUGAACUUCAACUGAUAUCGAUGCCUUCCAGUUCUGAGAGCAUGGCUGAGGUAGAGUCGGUUGAGGUUGUUGAACCUGAAGAAAACCAGAAAAACCACAGAUAUUCUCAGCCUUUAGAUGAAGAAGGUUUAAUGAGGAAUGGAUUAAAUAUUUGGAUUUUUCUAAAGAGGAAUGCUUUUGUCAUUCUCACAAUGGUUGCUGUUGCAGUAGGGAUUGGACUUGGCUUCACUCUGCGCACAUCUGAGAGAGAAAUAAAAUAUUUAACUUUUCCUGGAGAGCUGCUGCUGAGAAUCCUGCAGAUGAUGGUGCUCCCACUUAUCAUGUCAAGUGUGAUUGCAGGCAUGUCAAAUGUUGAUAGAAAAGACUAUGGGAGAAUUGGGCUUCAGGCCUUCAUCUAUUACUUGGUAACCACGGUUAUUGCUGCAUUUACCGGCAUUUCCCUGGCGGUUCUCAUCCAGCCAGGCAAAUCAUCCAAGCAUGACUCUGAGUCCUCUGCUGGUAAAACAGAGACUGUGCAGAGUGUGGAUGCUUUCCUGGAUUUGAUCAGAAACCUGUUCCCCUCAAAUCUAGUGGAAGCUUGUUUCAGAAAAUAUUUAACAGUUUAUCCGAGCAGUAAUUCUUCAGGGAAUCCUGUAGGAGCCUCAAAUAUAUCUACAAACUCACCAAUGGCAGGAACCUCUGACGGCAUCAACGUUGUGGGUCUGUUGGUGUUCUCCGUCGCCUUAGGCCUCAUCUUGAGCAGUAUGGGGACAGAGGGAAAACCUCUGAGGGAUUUAUUCUUCUGCAUAAAUAAGGCCAUUAUGAAACUCAUUACUGUAGCCAUCUGGUAUUCACCUGUGGGAAUUAUCUUCCUGAUGGCGGGGCAGGUUGUUAAAAUGACGGAUGCAGCAGAUAUAAGUCGUGAUGUUGCCAUGUACACUCUCACUGUGAUCACUGGGUUGAUCAUCCAUGGCUGCGUCACGCUACCGCUCAUCUAUUUUAUAGUCACAAGAAAGAAUCCCUUGAGGUUUUAUGGAGGCAUCCUCCAGGCUCUCAGCACAGCCUUUGGGACUUCAUCCAGUUCUGCCACCUUGCCUGUUACUCUCCACUGUAUGGAGGAAAAUCACAAGAUGGACAAACAGGUGACUCGCUUCAUGCUCCCUAUAGGUGCCACAAUGAACAUGGAUGGUGCAGCCCUGUAUGAAGCAGUGGCUGCUUUAUUCAUAGCCCAGGUCAAUGACAUGGACUUCAACUUUGGACAAAUCAUUUUUCUCAGUUUGAUUGUCACAGCAGCAAGCACUGGUGCCGCUGGUAUCCCACAGGCUGGAAUGGUAUCUAUGCUAAUUGUGUUGAGCUCAACAGGACUGCCCACUGAAGACAUAUCACUGCUCCUCAUGGUUGAUUGGAUUGUGGAUCGUAUAAGGACUGCCACCAAUGUCCUUGGUGACUGCAUUGGUGUCGCUGUAGUGCAGCAUUUGUCCAGACAUGAACUACACACAUCAAGUCCUGCAGGAACUAACCAGGUGUUGGAAGAAGAUUCACCCUCCAUGAACAUCAGUAUCAAAAUAGGAUAAAUGCAUGUGAUUAUUUACAUGAAAGAAAAUAAACCUUCCUGCUUAGGGUAAAAUAAUGAGAUAAGGAAAUCAUUGAAAGGAAAUUGUUUUGACAGAAAUUGGUAAAUUCCUUUGAUAGAGAGACCUUUUAGUUUCUUUCAGCUUCUGGUGGUUUAUGAAAGAGAAACUCCAGAGGGAAACACAGAGAUAUCUCUUAACAUUAGAAACAAAAGAUUCUUCUGGGGGAUCUAAAGGGUUUCUCAGGUCAAUUUGAAAAACAUUUGCCAGCAACUUUUGCGCAUGUCCUGUGGUCUCCACCCACCCUCACACAUCUUCUUUAUCUUGGGCAUCCAGCUCCAGUCCUCAAGGGCUGUUGUCCUGCCAGUUUUAGAUGUCUCUGCUCCAACACAGCUGAUUUAUAUGGUUGAACUGCCUCCUCAGCUUGUCAUAAAGUUUGCAGAGGCCUGCUAAUGAACAAUUAUUUGAUUCAGGUGUGUUGAACCAGUGAAAUAACUAAUGCAUGCAGGAUACCGACCCUGGGGACGGACUUUGGACACCAUCCUACAAAGGUUUUGUUUUCCACCUAACUGGUUCAAGGGUUAAACUGGUAUUAGUGUAUUAGUACGUAGUUAUAGUCUGUCUGUUAGGACAAAGACAAUGACAACAGCUUUAAAAUAAAUUGUUGUGUAAGCACUGGAAAGCUCACUGGGUGUUACCUUACUGCUGCUUGUUUUAAUAUCCCUCGUCACAAUGUAAAUGCAGGGCUACCUAUCAUGUUAAGCCACUUUAUGAAUACUAUUACUGUCUUCAUUUAUAAACACCGUUGAUUUUAAAUAUAGUGAGUGUUUUUUGAUUUAUACUCUCAGGUUGCAGUCCGCUGGUAAAUACUGCCCAAAUAUCAGUAAUGCUGGUCAGAAAUGUAAGCAAUCAUUUGAUUGUACUUUCUUGUGAAAUACGUUGCAGCCGUCUUCAAAAUGUUCAGUGUGAGACACAAUGAUUUAAACUCAACAUAAACUUUGUCCAUUGUUUGUGAUAAACCAUGUUCAUACUCCAAUCUGUAUCUUCUGCACAUUUUGUCAUUUCUACAUCCUCUAACACCAGCAGGAGGCCAUUAACAUAAAAACUGAACAACAGUGAUCCCAAUAGCAAUCCUUGGGGCACUUCUCUAGUACAGGCAGCAGAUAGGAGCAUCAUACAACUAUUCCAAACAUGCUGACUUCAAUUUAACAUAUAAGAUUUUAUCCAUCACAAUGUACUAUUUUGUAGGGUAUAGCUCAAAAGUGUUUUAAAACUAAGUCAAUCACAGUAAGCCAUGUGUAAGUGUAGUAACACACCUUCUUUGUUUAGAGUAAUGUUUAUUUUUUUCUAUAAAAUGACAACAUUUAAUUUUAUUAGGGAUGCAGUAAAUUUACUCUUUUUACAAUGUCUUACAACCCUUACAAUGUUUAGAAAUUACUUUCUCUUUGAUUUUUCAAAGAGGAAGUCAAAAACAAUCAUAACUGUGUUUGAUACCCCGAUUUUUUUCUUUAGUAAAUCCUGGUUUUAAAAGCAACAUUUAUUAAAUGUCAUAUAUCGGUAUAUGUCCAAGGUAGAAUCAGCUUCAUAUUGGCAUUGAAGGCCCUAAAUUUUAAUUAAAUAAAUAAAAAAAGAACUGAA
Molecule: messenger RNA, 3236 nt
Organism: Girardinichthys multiradiatus
Lineage: Eukaryota; Metazoa; Chordata; Actinopteri; Cyprinodontiformes; Goodeidae
Product: excitatory amino acid transporter 1-like
Biological process (GO): L-glutamate transmembrane transport
Cellular component (GO): plasma membrane
Molecular function (GO): neutral L-amino acid transmembrane transporter activity; glutamate:sodium symporter activity; L-glutamate transmembrane transporter activity
Source: RefSeq, a predicted model, not a curated record